AGUCGAGCCCUGCAAAUGUGUUUCCAUCCUCCCGUUGGCACAACCAGAGAUGACGCCCAUCUCAGCAAUCCCUCUCCUCGGUGCUUUGCGCAUCUUUGCCUCUCCCUGCGCCUCAAUACAGUCUGAGUGGACCGAUCUAUUGCCUUGGGUCACCGUCAAAGACUUGUCAACUCAGGUUAUACUUGUUUCACUGCUUUUGUUUCGUUGCUCUAUAUCGCUGGUGCAGGCGUUGCCCGCUGCAUAUUCUUCAGUCGUUGUCUGCAUGACUUGUUGUCUCUUUGCUCCGAUCGCCGAUACAAACAUCAAUCUCUCCUGACCCGGCGUUUGCGAACCUCACUGAGCCUACCAUACUCGCUGCAGGGAGACCUCUCCGCGGCUACUCAGGCGCUUCGCUGCUUUUCCCCUUUGCCAUAUCCCUCAGUCGCUACUGUUCAUUCACUCUGACCUCACUAACCAGCGACUCCUACCUAAGUCCUGUAUCCAACGACCUCGAUCAUAUUUGGACAUCGCGGGUAACAUGAUCGAUACCCACGGCGAGUAAUAGACACACACGCUGCAACUGCUGGCCCGGACGCUGUCCAAAGUCGUUGCUCGACCGAUAUACUCGUCGAGAUCACUGCAUAGCUUGUCCUCAAUAUGUCGGCCGCUGUCGGCAUUUCCCGGCAGCGUUCUGUCUCAAGCAAGGCCAAAGGAAUCAGCCUGCCUUCGAACCCACGCGCAAGACAACCUCUCGAAGACUCGACCUUUGAACCAUUGGCCUGCACCGCUUCCUUGGUCUUGUAUGCGCAGGGUUCUACCGUGGUCUGCCUUCAACAUCAUUCCCUGGCCGUUGAAAGACGAUUUCAAAAGCACUCCAAGGACGUCAUUUUGAUCUCUGCCGACAAUGUCAGCGAGACGGGGGCUGGUCGACUGGUCGUGACCUAUGACAUUGGGCAAACCGCCAUCAUCUGGGAUUUGUUUACUGGAGAACAACUGUCGAGGUUUGUUUCGUAUGAGUCUCUUCGCGUGGCGCAUUGGAUGAGAAAUGGAAAUAUUGCAUUUGGAAACGCAAAAGGCGAGGUUAUCCUCUUUGAACCGUCAUCGAGCGAGCAUAUAUCCGCUCGAACCAUUUUCGAUCCCAUAACUGCUAUUGCGCCCUCCUACGACUGUAAAACAUAUGCUAUCGGAUACAACAAUGGCUCUAUAUUGCUUGCAGCGUUGCAACCGUCCUUCACCAUUCUUCAUACGCUGACCACAUCACGAGCACCCUCACCAAUUGUUUCGCUGACAUGGCACGCGUCUUCCUCAAAGCAAAAAUCCGACAUGCUUGCAACCCAAACAGCAGAUGGUGACUUGAGAGUCUGGAGUGUGUCUAAACCUCCGACCGCGGAAGCCCCGCGAGUGAUUCGUGUUUUGAAACGCUCCGACACCUACGCACUGGGUCGUAAUUGGAUCUCUUGGUCCAAGAAUGGUCGCAUCCUUCAAUUUUCAGAGGGAAAGACCUGGGCCUGGGAUGUCCGAACCAAGCACGUCACGUAUGAGCCUGUCCCUACAAUCGAUGGCGUUCGAGGUGUGACUGCCCAUGGGCCCACUGGCACACUUUUUACCUUGGGCCCUGACUACACUGUCCAACAAUAUGAUGUCGAAAGGUCCCAGAUGGUUCAAAAUGUGCGUCAUAUGCCCCUCACGAUCCCUCCAACGCCGCCAGAAGAUUCGAGGCAACUGUGGACGACAACAUCAGAGAGUGAAGAAGAAGUAGCAUCUCCACUCGCGCGUGCGAGAAGAGACCUACGCACCAACGAGGCCAUGAGAGGGGGUAAUAAUACUUUUCCCACUCCUGACUCGGCCACCACUCCACAGAGUUCUGCCAUGAAAGCUGCCCAUGACGUCGCAUCACCCGCAGGUCGAACCGAAUAUACCACGACUUCAUUCGACACUGGCAUACAGUCGCAUCAGACAUACAUUCCACAGGCACAGGUCCCACAACAAUAUCAACCACAGUCACCAAUCGGAGGCCGAACGACACGCAAGGCUUCUCGUCUGAGGCAGGAGGUUGUGAUGACACCUGAAGAACAACCGGAGCAGUUUGUGGACCUAUUCCCCCACACCCGAGCACGACUGCACCAUGUUACCUACAAACCGCCGCGUGCUCAAGACGAUGUGCACAUGACUCCCGAUGAUUUGCGCUUGCAGAUGCUGAACGUUGUUUUCGGUUGGGAUGGCGACAUCGAUGAACUGAUCUUGCAUGAAUAUCAAAACCACCCUCCAGACAGUCAAAACGCAGUACUGCUUUCAAGAUGGCUCACACAGGACUCCGACCGACUCGCUGAAGUCCUUGGCUCAAUGGGCAAUAAUUCACAAUUCGACUGGAUGUUGCUAGCCCUCGGUACAAUCAGCAAUCAUGUGAAUUCCAAUAAGAUCGUCCAGGUUUUCGUCGAGAAGCUGCUAACCAAGGGGGAAAUCCAUGCUGCCGCCACACUGAUGCUUGCUCUGGGGGAUACAAGUGAUGCAAUCGAGGUCUAUGUGUCAAGAAGUCAGUAUAUGGAAGCCGUACUCCUCACCUGUCUUCUGUCUCCCGAUGAUUGGCAGCGACAAUCUUUCCUCGUACGGAAAUGGGGCGAGUACGUGGUCGAAAACUCUCAGCAGUCACUUGCGAUUCGGUGCUUUUCUUGCACUGGUGUCGAGCCCUCGGAUCCAUGGACAUCACCCCAGGCUCAAAAGGCAACAGGCACCAUAUUGGAGGUUGUCUCUCCUCCCGUCAUGCCUCAGGAGCCUGUUCACAAGGUGCAACCCCUGGAACCCACUGAACUACCUGCCAUUUAUAUCAAGACUCUGGAGAGACGCCGCACACUGGACGCUCCCACCCCUGUAGCAAUGCCGCCGCCGCAUGCACAUGCCAUGCCAGUUCCACCGACCCCUUUCAGAAACGCUGCCGCUAAGGGGACGCGCAUCACACCUCAGACCUCUGCUCUGAAACUCAUUACUUCGUUCGGAACACAAUCCAAUGUACAGUUCAAAUUUCCCGGUCUCAAGCCUCAAGAUCGUACCCCGACCGUCGCGGCGGCUGUCACACCUAUCGCCGAAUCUGCAGUGGGUGGCUCUGCCCUGUCGCCCGGUGGUUUGGGAUCUUAUCGUCUCAACAAUAUUCGUAGCAUCAAUAGUGCACUUUCAGCAAAACCGACCAACCCCAGUGCUUUCCUGCCAAAUAGGCUGCCAGCUAUCGGAGAAACGCCACUUGAUGUCGAAAGUCCACAAUUUCCGGACUCCGUGCCGCUCAGAUCUGCCUCGGUUCCCGUUGAGAUGCUGACAUCGAGCAAAAAGACUGAUAGUUCGCUGGCACAAGAGACAUUGGCGAGAGGCAGACAAGGGCUCACGGUCCUAACAUCGGCACGUUAUGAGCCAUUACAGACUCCUGUAAAGGAAACGCCUCAAACAGCAGUCGGGCCAUCGACCAUACUGAGAUUCCCCGCCACGAAAGACAAUAUUCAAGAUGAUGGUCUGGAGCACUCCCAUUCAAAGUCAACAGCCAGAAGUAAGAGACCUGGCGGUCUGUCCAUCCAAACUGCAUCGGUCGGAGUCAAUCAGUCCGAGGAAUAUCUUCCUUCUACGAGCUACGGCGAUCCCAUCAGCAGGCCGGGGACGACCGGAUCGUUGCUCGACACAACAGCCAGCAUGACAAGCCCGCCGACGACCGGGAGAAGCUUUCAAAGCGCCAAAAGUCCCAUGCUCACAGCCCGAGGUCGGGACCAAUACAUUAGCAGUCUGGAUCAAGCACACCUCUUUUCGAACCACCCGCGAGCUCGUGGAUUCAGCAACACGAGCAGGCAGUCCAAAGACGAUACUUCCGAGCGAAAGAAGCGUGUGACCCACAGCGUUGACCCACCGGACGAACCGCGUCGCACCAUUCCUGCUGGGAAGCGAUCACCUUCCUCGCCGGUACCAAUGUCGCCAGAGGAUCUCCAUUUGUACGGUACCAGUGUAGAAAGCAUCGAUUAUACAUACACCAGCUCCAAUCUCUCAGGGGUUGACCGGUCAGAUACCCCAGCCGCCAUGUCUAGUUCAGGUCGACGAGGCUCGCAUUCAGCAGCCAAGUCAUCGAAGCAGAGUCGUCAGAGGUCCAAGUCUGGCACGCUAGGCACAAGAACCAAAGCUGGAAGUCGCAAUGGCAGCAGACAGCAGAGCCCUGAAGGUGGGAACGGCCUCUACUCGCCGAGGGGAAGGAGUUCGACGCACAAAGAGAAGAGCGGACAUCGAUCGCCCUCCUCUCCACGCCCAAUGAUUCCGUCCGAAGAGGAUCGGCAGAGCCGCUUCGACAAGGGUUCAGCCCUACGCCUCGUAUCCCAAGACCGUCACCUUUUCCCGCGAAGUUCUAGCCGCCACACUCAUCGAAGCACAAGUGCUGUGAGAGAUUCUUCUCCUGAUCGACGGCGGCGCCGCGCUCGUUCUCGAAGCCGACAGGCCGAAGAGUCUGCCGUUAUAUCCCAGCCAACCAGGAGCGAGAAAUCCAAGGGACGCCGGCGGCCUAGUGACGCAGCCUAUAGCGCUCACCCUGACGAUCCUGAGGAGAAGUUUCCAGAGAACUUCGACGAAUUUCGCCCUGCCAGCCAGCCUCAGGGGAGCAGCAGAAUGCGAAAAGAGGCUGCAGCGGAAAGGCUAGAAGCCCGUCGCAGAUCCUUGACUCGACGACCUUCUGUUCCAAGCAUCCCGCAUCCUGGGGACGUGACAUCGCAUGUAAAAUCACAUUCAACCAGUAACAUCCCGCCGAUGGUACCAGCAUCUAGCGAUGACGAUCCGGUGCCCAGCAGGCAAGCGGUUCCAUCGUUGAUCACUAAUAUGGCGAACUUUGGGGUUCUGGGGAGCCCAACCCCGACCUCUGGAGGAUACCAUCUUGCAGAUGAAACUCCUAUUGCGAAGCCUCAAGGCACAGAGUUUCUGACCAGUGAAGUCUACCGGCCCCCAACUCGAGGUGACGAAACGGAAACCACAAAUAGCAGCAUUUCUCGACCGGGUUCGGCACGGGCUCCUCCAUCCAUGGACUUCCUCUCGUCAAUCCCGAAACACCCAGCCUACGACACACGUAUCGCUGGAAGUCGCUCGAACAGUAAAGGCCCCGAGGGGCGAGCAUCAUCAAGGACACGAACAACAUCUCGCGAUCGCGCGACACGCAAGUCACCAAACCCAGGGGAGCACUCACGUGAACUGUCGCACAUCAGUGUCGGCACCGCCAGUCUCAACGAAACCAUGUCCUCCCCUGAAAUUGUCUAUGCCAGUUCACCUCCUCAGCAUCAUCCGCCCAUCCUCCCCGAGUUGCAACAUUUGGCCAUGCCGCCCGUCCCUCCUCCUCCACCACCACCACCGCCGCCGCCUCCGCCACCUCCGCCACACUCUGCAAAACCGUUAGCCUUCUCUCCUCCAGCCCCUUUGUCGACCCUUCGCCAUUAUGACAACAACCCGGAUGCCGAGAACGUGCCGCUCCCCAUGUCGGCGAUACCUGCUCAAGCCACGUUCGCGGACCCUCUGCCGAGUGCAGCGUUGGCAUCAGCACCGUUGCUCGGCGCUCAUCGCCGGGCCCGAAGUGGCAACGAGGCCAGUCUCGGCGCCAACAACGCAGCCAGCGGCGCAAACUCCAGCAACGCUACGUCGCAGCUAUUUUCCAAACUGCGCAAUUUCGGCCGCGCCCGCAGUCCAAGCCGUGGACGAAGGUAUGAUGACAAUCAAGCCAUGAGUCCGAGAAUCGGUGAUGGCCAUCCUCAGCCCUACGAGAGUCUUACGGCGGGAACACCGGGCGUUGGACGCAGCAGCGCCAGGAGGGGAGAUGACAACGCAGCGAUGAGCCCCAGAGUACCUGAUGGCAAUGUCGGCCCUUAUGAGAGCCUGGCCUCAGCGAUGAACAUGGGUCGAGGCGUCGAGAUCAAUUGAGUGGCUAAUCGUUGAAUACAAGAUGCUGGGCAUUCGACAAUAUGAGUUCACUUGGGGUGCUACGAUUUGUGCUGCGGCGACCUGUUCAACAAACAAGGCCCGAGUCUGGAUCGGAACCUACUUUCGAGCCUGGAAAGUGGGAAACAGAAAUGUCACUAACAGACAGGAUGUAAGGAAAGGAGAGGAGGGAGAAAGGAAGGACAAUUGGGUGUGAAAAGAGGUAAAAGGAUCAAUCUAGAUUUGAAUACAUCAACCUAGGCUCGCAAGAGUCCGACGCGCAGCCCGGUCUCAUGCUGUCAAAGCUCCGACACUGAGCUUUCCUACUUUUGAUUCUUUACGGUCCUUUGAAUGAUGCCGACGGCAGUGAUGAUGGCAGAUUUGUAAUUAUGAAGGUACGAGAUGUGAAAAUGGUGAGCUCUGCUGGUCGGUCCUUCUUCUCGGAAUGUGGGUGAUUGUGGUCGUGAGUGAUUACGAGGAGAACGCAGAGGGUGACGUGGAGAAUAUUUGAGUAAUUGAUGUUGUGAUGAGCAGAGUAGAGAAUACCCGUAUGGGUAUGUCGAUAG
This is a messenger RNA of Exophiala mesophila, 6461 nucleotides long. RefSeq lists its product as uncharacterized. The transcript has 3 exons. NCBI's taxonomy places the organism in Eukaryota, Fungi, Ascomycota, Eurotiomycetes, Chaetothyriales, Herpotrichiellaceae. Gene Ontology annotation, molecular function: transcription factor binding. Bases 637 to 5898 code for a protein of 1753 amino acids. The record is from RefSeq and is a predicted model, not a curated record. Gene Ontology annotation, biological process: positive regulation of transcription by RNA polymerase II. Gene Ontology annotation, cellular component: nucleus.